Molecule: messenger RNA, 4614 nt
Organism: Thunnus maccoyii (southern bluefin tuna)
Lineage: Eukaryota; Metazoa; Chordata; Actinopteri; Scombriformes; Scombridae
Gene: gcgra
Product: glucagon receptor a
Exons: 14
Coding region: 374-1945 (523 amino acids)
Biological process (GO): adenylate cyclase-activating G protein-coupled receptor signaling pathway; cell surface receptor signaling pathway
Cellular component (GO): plasma membrane
Molecular function (GO): peptide hormone binding; glucagon receptor activity; gastric inhibitory peptide receptor activity
Source: RefSeq, a predicted model, not a curated record
GCCAACAGCAACUACACACGCAGAGCUGAACGCGUACUUUUGCUUUUUUUGAUUUAAUUUCACAUUUUUUAAAAUUUAAAACUAGCAACAUCAACUUCUCUGCAGUCGCUAACAGAACAGAUGAUUUCCUGCCGCAGCUGAGGGCAGGCGGUAAUUUAUUUUCAAAGUUGGAUUACAGCGGAGCCGCUUGAGCUGAGAGGAAAUAUUGUGUCUGCCAGAUGUUGCUCAGAAGAUGAGCAGCAGUGAAGGACAAAUCAGCGGAGCCCCGUGCUGUCAACGGUAGUGUGGCGAGUGUAGAUAAGCCCCCUUAUGAGGUGAAAACCCUUCCUCGUCCUGCAGUAUCCCCUCCCAGCACCAACAGCAGGAAUAAGGGAUGUCCCGGCUGUUCCUCCUUUUGGCAACGCUCAUUGUCUCCAGCAGCAUCCAGAUGUCUCCUGCUGCUACCCUGGAUAAGCUGAAGGAGAGUUGGAAAAAGUACAUGACGGACUGUAACAACAACAACAGUCAAGACCCACCGAGCACCGGCCUUGUGUGCAACAGGACUUUUGACAAUUAUGUCUGUUGGCCUGAUGGACUCCCCAACACAACUGUCAGUGUGCCAUGUCCGUGGUAUCUGCCGUGGCACCAUAAAGUUCAGCAUGGCAUGGUGUAUCAGGAAUGUAAUGCAAGCGGCCAGUGGGUGACCACGAACAAUACCACCGAGUGUGACUCUAAUGAUACAAGUCAGCAGUACUAUGGGCACAUUCGGAUCAUGUACACAGUGGGAUAUUCCUUAUCACUUGUGGCUUUGGUGUUGGCACUUGGCAUCCUCAUAUUCUUCAGGAAACUACACUGCAUGAGGAACAACAUCCAUAUGAAUCUGUUUGCCUCCUUUAUCCUGCGAGCGCUGUCUAUCCUCAUCAAAGACGCUCUGUUGGAUGCCAACAUGAUGUCACAGGACCUCAGCAGAGACCAGGAGCAGGGAUUCACACGGACAUCUAUGCCUCCAGUGGAGAUGCUGGUCAACAGUGAGACAAUGGUUAGCUGUCGCAUCGCCGUGGUGAUGAUGCAGUACAGCAUUAUGGCCAACAGCUACUGGCUGCUGGUGGAAGGCAUCUACCUCCACAACCUCCUGGUCAUCACUGUGUUUACAGAGAGGAACUAUUUCAAAAUCUACCUUUGCAUUGGCUGGGGUACCCCGUUAAUAUUUGUCGUGCCCUGGGUGAUAUCUAAAUACCUUUAUGAAAAUCAAGAGUGCUGGGAGCAAAAUAUAAACAUGAAUUACUGGUGGAUCAUCCGUUCUCCAAUACUGCUGGCAGUUGUGAUCAACUUUCUUAUCUUUAUCCAUAUAAUUAAAAUUCUCGUGUCAAAACUGCGAGCGCACCAAAUGAGAUACACAGAUUACAAGUUCAGGUUGGCUAAGUCCACUCUAACCCUGAUCCCGCUGCUGGGUAUCCAUCAGGUGGUCUUUAUUUUUGUGACAGAUGAGUCCACCGAGACCACAAUCGGUUUGCGUCUCACCAAGCUUUUCAUCGACCUCUUCUUCUCCUCUUUCCAGGGUCUCCUUGUGGCCAUCUUGUACUGCUUUGUCAACAAAGAAGUGCAGUCCGAGGUCCUGAAGAAUUGGAAACGCUGGAAGCUAGGGAGGAACAUCGAGGAGGAAUACCGCCAUACCUACAGCAAUACCCCCAAUUCAAAGACCGGCAGCCUGUUGAACCACGUCUCUCGGCCGCCUCAUCUACCAGACAUCGCCAAAACCUCUGCCCCGAUCUGCAGCCCUGAGGAGAGGCACAUGCUUGUAGCUGGCUGCCACAAUGGUGUGAUCCACAGUAAAGGGGCAGGCCAGUGUGCGUCCCCGCUGCACGAGGGGACCAUCAGUAACUGCACCCUAGUGGAGGACAUCAGCCUUUCGGACAAGGGGCAGUGUUACGAGGUUCAGAGAGAGAAUGUGGAGAGCCACCUUUGAAAGGCACUAAGAGCAAGAACUCUGUGAAGAAAGAUGGAGGGCCUUCCGCUCUCAUCUGGCUCUGACAUCCUGCACUGGGUGGCUGUGAAGAGCUGGGCUGAUAGAGUCAUCUGUCAUAGUGGUCUUCGCCCAGAGAUCAGUGUCACUGGGAGACCGAGCGGCACUCAGCCCUCUCCACAGCCUGAGAACGGAGAACAAUACGGCAGACAUCCACGCUGAAAUUUCUAAUGUGCUGCAAGCCUCAUGAAUGGAUUUCUGUAGAUGUUUGCCAGACAGUGAAAGAAACUGCUGCAUGUUGAACGAUGUAACAACAGCAUCUCAAGGCAGAUAAGCCGUGUAAAAUAAUAGGACAACCAGAUAAAAAAAACAAACAAACCCUGAAACCUCAAAAAGCAACAACUGAAACAAAACAAAACAACAACAACAACAACAAAAAAGACACAGAGUCCUUGCUUAAGCCUCUGCUUUAAUUUGUGUUGAGUAUCAAAUGUGUGUUUUGUGGUACUGGAGGUUAAAGACAAACUGGACAUUGGACUGCAUACACAAAAGAGACCAAAUAAGAGACACAAAACAAGCUGGUAGGGAACACAGGGGUCUUUUUUUGCUUUGCUCUGAUAUCUGUAAGGUUUUUCUUGUCUAUAUUGAUUUUGAUGAAACAUGUACAGAAGAAGCAUUCUGUUGACUGUACCUCAUACAGUAAAGUGACAACAGUGUUGUUCAAGUGGCCCCAUCCAGGGCUCAUGGGAAAUUGGCAGCUGCUCUCACCAGGUCAUUCCUGGCUUACAUAUAGACAUUAAAAGAGGUCAAGAGAUGGUAUCGGAUGAAUUAUAAAUAAGCUAAAAAUGAUCAUCGCUUGACUUACUUUGGUGUUUUCCGAUAAAAGUAAAUAUUUUUAUAUAGGUCUCAACCUUAUUGCUGAGUUCAGUACGACAGCUGUAACUGUGUAAAUGUGCCAGGUGUGUUUUAAAGGGGAAUAGUUGCAAUUCUGUGCCAUUAAAUACAGUAUGUUUUCUGUUUCCCUUUGCCAUCGAAAUGUUGUGCGACUCACACGUCUUCUGUGUAGUAUAUGAACUUCUACGCAGCUCGCUCUACCCCCGAGAUGAAAGCUAAUACGGGAAACCGCGCACUCAAAUCAAGGAUGAAAAUAUACUGUAGACUUGACCUGCAAAGUCGCACAUGCAUAAAGUAUGAAUCCAACACUGUGACUCAAAAUAACAUGUCACCUCUGGCACAAGGGUGUUUUUGCUAUGUUAAAUAUAGGCUGUCAUGCAUGCAGAUUGCACAGAUUUAGUGAGCUUACGUUGUGUGAAUCAUUCGGCGGUGAUGCGUGCCGCACAGUGCCAUUACAUCAGUGCAUAAAGUCAGACAGACUGUGCUAAUGACUGCAUGCGCCCAGUUACUCUCCAGUAUUUAAUAUUCAGCCUGAUUCUGUCCGCAGGGGCUGUGGACAUAUAGAACAAAAUUCUGCACCCUAAAAAUAGAACAAAAUCUCUCUAGUAAGCAUUGUAGUGACAAAGAAACUUAAAUUAGCAGUGGUACAUUUGCUUCUGAAUACAUUGCCUCCUGCAGAGCAUUGAUUCAUCUUUGAGUUUCUAAGCCAGAACUAACUCAACUUGACUUUGUAUGUAUGACUAUUUGCACAAUGUUAAUUUAUAAUUGGUAAAUACUAUGUGUGUAUAUAUGUGUUUAUACAGGUGAUUUAUUUGAUUGCUGUCAAUAUAUUUCAUGGAAUGGAUGUCUGUAUGUGUGCGUGUGUGUGUGUGUGCACAAGCAUAUUUUUAAGUUGGUAUGAAUGUGUGCAGUUUCAGUAUUCCAGAUGUGUUACAGUUGGAUGAAUCACUGGCUGCAGCCAGAGGAGCAAUGGGUUGAUAUAAACCAGCGCAAGCGGCUUCACACAGAGCGCAGAGGUCAGAGGUCGUCCCUUCCUAGCAUAUACAGUCUCACACCACAGGACAUUCUCAGAAGUCAUGCCCAUAUAAAGGCAUGAGAAGGACACGGAAGCUGUGUGAUUCUUCCAUGUCAUUUUGUCGCUCAGAGCUAGGUUAGAGCACAACAGCGGCAUGUUUGUCAUUCAGAUAAUAGCUCUGUGCAUUUACACUUCAGCUAGGUGUUGAGGCAAAUUUUUCAUCAACAUCUGCUGAGGAUUGUAAUAGAGCAGGUAGAUAUCCAAUACUCAGAAUUGAGCUUGGAGUAUGAUUCACACACUGGUGCUGCUGUUGCUCAGAGGUGAAUUUGCAGUGUUUUUCUUCUUUUGCAGAGCAGGAGAAGUGUUUGGAUACUGACAUGGUAAUAAAGGAUUGUUGUGCACCAUGAGUAAAAUAGGAUACAGUAGAUUAUAUAAGUAUGGUCAAAGUAUAUUGCUAAUUUUAUUUCAGACUAAUACAUGUAUUUUAAGCUGUGACCAUAACCAUGUAUGUUUUUGAAGCCAGCAGCUUGGGUCACUCCCCUUUUUGGACCAAAGUGGUUCUGUUUGAAUGUAUUCUUUUAAAGAUCCAAAUCAGUAUGUUCCAUUUUAUUUUCUCUUAAAGUUGGUUUUGUACAGUAUAUUUGGUGUGAGGAACCAAUCAGUAGAAAACUGACUGUGUUCAGGUGUAUACAGUUCAUAACAUAUUGUGUCCGCUUAGCAAACUUUGUCCAAAUGGUGAAAGAAUAAAUAACAAUGUAUGUGA